This is a messenger RNA of Caenorhabditis briggsae, 660 nucleotides long. RefSeq names its product Protein CBR-MRPL-16 (gene Cbr-mrpl-16). Gene Ontology annotation, cellular component: ribosome; mitochondrial large ribosomal subunit. The coding region runs from base 1 to 660 and encodes 219 amino acids. Gene Ontology annotation, molecular function: rRNA binding; structural constituent of ribosome. The transcript has 4 exons. The record is from RefSeq and is a predicted model, not a curated record. Gene Ontology annotation, biological process: mitochondrial translation. NCBI's taxonomy places the organism in Eukaryota, Metazoa, Nematoda, Chromadorea, Rhabditida, Rhabditidae.
AUGAAAAAAUACCCGUUUCCAGUGACAUUUGAAAACGUUCGCUUUCCACCAAAUGGUCAACUCAAACUUCCUGUGAUGCCAGCUGAACCGGUCUAUGACGCAGAGAAGGGAGAGAAAAAAUACAAAUCGACAAAACGAAUGAUUGAAGCAAGAGGUGUGGAAGAGGUUCACACAGAAUUGAUUCACGAACAGUAUGGUCUCGCUGCCGUUUCAGGAGGAUUCAUCGACAGUGAUGACUUCAAAUUCCUUCAAGAUCGGAUCAACAAAAAUCUAAUUGACAAUCAGUUUGCAGUGUGGCGAGUCGAUGAGCCAUGGCUGCCUAGAACGAAGAAAGCCCAGGGAACAAGACUGGGAGGUGGUAAAGGCUCUAUUCAGAAGUACGUAACACCGGUUAGAGCCAAUAGAAUCAUUCUGGAAGUGGGAGGCUACAUCACUGAAAUAGAGGCAAAAGCUUUCCUCCUCUACCUGUGCGAACGAUUCUCGUUCCCUGUAGAAUUUGUCAGUGAAACAAUGUUGGCGGAACGACGUCGGAAAGCAGAAGAAACACGAAUGAUGAACAAGAACGUAUUCAACUGGGACCGUGUCAUCAAAUACAAUAUGCAAAAUUGUAAUAGCUGGCUUUCGAGCUACGAUGUGGCCUGGAAAGGAAAAUAUCGAUAA